Messenger RNA from Micromonas commoda, 480 nucleotides. RefSeq lists its product with no specific name. Bases 1 to 480 code for a protein of 159 amino acids. NCBI's taxonomy places the organism in Eukaryota, Viridiplantae, Chlorophyta, Mamiellophyceae, Mamiellales, Mamiellaceae. Gene Ontology annotation, molecular function: peptidyl-prolyl cis-trans isomerase activity. Gene Ontology annotation, cellular component: catalytic step 2 spliceosome. The record is from RefSeq and is a predicted model, not a curated record. The transcript has a single exon. Gene Ontology annotation, biological process: protein peptidyl-prolyl isomerization; protein folding.
AUGAGCGUGACGCUUCACACCAACCUCGGGGACUUGAAGGUCGAGCUCUUCUGCGAGGACGCCCCGCGGACGUGCGAGAACUUCCUCGCGCUCUGCGCCAGCGAGUACUACGACAACACGUCGUUUCACCGCAACAUCAAGGGGUUCAUGAUUCAGGGCGGCGAUCCCACGGGGACAGGGCGGGGCGGUCAGAGCAUCUGGGGCGGCAAGUUCCCCGACGAGAUCCGCGAUAACCUCAAGCACACGAACCGCGGGGUGAUGUCCAUGGCCAACAGCGGGCCGAACACCAACGCGUCGCAGUUCUUCUUCACGUACGUCAAGUGCCCGCACCUCAACGGCAAGAACACGGUGUUUGGCAAGGUCAUCGAUGGGUUCACGGUGCUGGACAUGAUGGAGAAGACCCCGGGGGACGAGGCGGACAGACCGUUGGCGGAGAUUCGCAUCAAUCGCGUCACGAUACACGCCAACCCGCUGGCGUGA